Messenger RNA from Eimeria necatrix, 363 nucleotides. Its product is annotated as ICE-like protease p20 domain containing protein, expressed, related. Gene Ontology annotation, biological process: proteolysis. Gene Ontology annotation, molecular function: cysteine-type endopeptidase activity. The transcript has a single exon. The coding region runs from base 1 to 363 and encodes 120 amino acids. The record is from RefSeq and is a predicted model, not a curated record. NCBI's taxonomy places the organism in Eukaryota, Apicomplexa, Conoidasida, Eucoccidiorida, Eimeriidae.
AUGCGGUGGCUGACGGAAGGAGCAGCUCCGGGAGACAGUCUCUUUUUCCACUUUUCCGGACACGGCUCUCGAAGAAGAGACCCCAGCGGAGUCGAAGCUGACGGCUACGACGAGACUGUGCUGCCCCUCGACUUCGAAGCAGCAGGCGAAAUCGUCGACGACGAGGUGCGCCCCCUGCUGCAGCAGCAGCAGCAGCAGCAGCAGCAGCAGCAGCAGCAGCGGCAGCAGCAGCAGCGGCAGCAGCAGCAGUGGCUGUGGCGGGGCAGGAGCAGGGGCAGGGGCAGGGAGAAAGGCUGCUGCAGCAGCAGUGGCUGUGGCAGCAGCAGCAGCGGCAGCAGCAGAAGUCAUGCUGCUUAUGGCUAA